AUGAGUGCUCGAGAUUGGAGCUAUCCGGCGUAUUCUGGCCCAGCUGCUAACGGCCCCGUAUCGCCUCAGGACCUACAGGCUUUGCAGACCUCGAUACCACCAGUAGAUCCAUCAACUGGGGGUCUGCCAUCCCAAAAUCCACCACCCACCUCGACCCUGGCCAGCAAUGCCAAUCCCGGGACGGACACUGUCUUGAACCCCCCAGGGGCCAGCCAGCUCCCUUCGCCGCCCGUCAAGCCGGAAAGCCCUGCCAGGUCGAAUUCGAAUUCUAACCAACCUAGCACCGCUAAAAGCUCCCAACCCGCCAGAGAGAAAAGAAUCCGGAGAGUGCCGCCGUCUGAAGCAUCGGGCGGUAUACCUGACCCGACGCCCGAAUACCUCCUACAGGCAUCACUGCCGCCCGCUAGACUCGCCCUCCCUCGCAAGAUCCUCGUAGUUAUCGAUCUCAACGGCACGCUCCUGUUCCGACCGAACCGCCGAAAACAACCCACUGCCUUCGUGAAGCGCCCAUAUGCGCGCGAGUUCCUGUCGUACUGCAUCGAUACCUUCGCUGUGGCCAUCUGGUCGUCGGCGCGCCCCUCCAACGUCUCCCAGAUGUGCCAGCAGCUGAUGACGCCCGAGUAUCGCGAGCGCGUCGUCGCCGUAUGGGGUCGCGACCGCUUCAACUUGUCGGAGCUCGACUACAACGCUCGCGUCCAGUGCUACAAGCGGCUCAGCAUUUUGUGGGGCGACCCAGCCGUCGCGGAGAGCCACCCGCAAGCCGCGACCGGCGGCCGCUGGAGCCAGCGUGACACCGUGCUCGUGGACGACUCGCUCGAGAAGGGGCGCUCUGAGCCACACAACCUCAUCUGCAUCCCCGAGUUCUCCGGUAACGACGACGACGGUGGCGAUAACAACGCGCCCGACACCAUCCUGCCCCAGGUCCACGACUACAUUAACGAAUGCUCCUUCCAGUCCGACAUCAGCGCCUUCAUGUAUAGCCAGCCCUUCGCGCCCGUCCCCGGUUGGGUGCUCGGCUCUCCAGCCACUUAG
This is a messenger RNA of Durotheca rogersii, 1032 nucleotides long. Its product is annotated as HAD-like protein. Gene Ontology annotation, molecular function: phosphoprotein phosphatase activity. Lineage: Eukaryota; Fungi; Ascomycota; Sordariomycetes; Xylariales; Xylariaceae. The transcript has a single exon. The coding region runs from base 1 to 1032 and encodes 343 amino acids. The record is from RefSeq and is a predicted model, not a curated record.